UUCUUUUUUUUUUUUAUUUUCAAUAAAGAUUCUGUUUUUAAUUUCUUUUAAAAAUUUUCUUUAAUCUUUCUUUUCCCCAAUGAUGUUGGUUUGGUUUGGGUAUCGUGUAUAUAUAUAGUAUAUACGAUAUACACAGUAUAUUCUUCAAUCUCGUGAAGGAGAUAACACUCAUAAACGAAAUCUUCGUUUUUUUUUUCUUCCAAAAAGGGUUUUUCUCUUCCUUUGCAUGGAAGUGAGGUGGAUUAACAAAGCCUGAGCUAGAAAGAAGAAAGAAAAAUCGCUUUUUGAAUCCAAGAUGGAAGCACAUAGCUAUAAGGAUGCACAAGUCAUUGAAAUAAGUGGAGAUCAUGAUGAAACAAGGAAUCCAGGAGGGAGUAAGAUCUGUAGUGAAGCACCAUGUGGUUUUGCAGAUGCAGGAUCCAUCUCUAAAGAUUCUGAGGAACGAUCAACUUCCAUGCGGAAGCUUUUGAUAGCAGUGGGCCUUUGUUUUGUUUUCAUGACUGUUGAAGUAAUUGGAGGGAUCAAAGCCAACAGUCUUGCAAUAUUAACUGAUGCGGCACAUUUGCUUUCGGAUGUUGCAGCCUUUGCCAUCUCGUUAUUUUCGUUAUGGGCUGCUGGAUGGGAAGCUACCCCCCGCCAAUCAUAUGGAUUUUUUAGAAUAGAGAUUCUUGGGGCUUUGGUUUCCAUCCAAAUGAUAUGGUUGCUUGCUGGAAUUCUGGUAUACGAAGCAAUUGACAGAAUGGUAGCCGGUCCUCGUGAAGUGGAUGGUUUUCUAAUGUUUUUAGUUUCUGCAUUUGGUCUAGUGGUUAACAUCAUCAUGGCUGUGCUAUUGGGCCACGAUCAUGGACAUGGGCAUGGACAUGGGCAUGGGCAUGGGCAUGGCCACGGGCAUGAACACGGGCACGGCCAUGAACACGGACAUGAGCAUGGCCAUGAUGAUCAUGGCCAUGGCCAUGGAUUCACCUUGUCUACACAUGAUCAUCAUCCCCAUCAUCAUCAUCAUACAAGUGACGUGCACCAUCAUGCUCAUGAUGAUCACACACACCAUGGUGAUGAAAACCCUCCAAAAGAGGGACAUCAUGGGCAUAAUCAUGCUCACCAGGAUGUUACUAAACCACUUCUUGGUGAACCUGAACCGGAGAAGAAGAAGCGAUUUAACAUAAAUGUACAGGGUGCUUAUCUCCAUGUCCUCGGGGACUCUAUCCAAAGUGUUGGUGUAAUGAUCGGUGGAGCAAUCAUAUGGUAUAAGCCUGAGUGGCAGAUAGUUGAUUUGAUCUGUACUCUAAUCUUUUCGGUAAUUGUUCUGGGGACGACUAUCAAUAUGCUUCGAAACAUAUUGGAGGUUCUGAUGGAGAGCACACCACGAGAGAUCGAUGCUACUAAGCUGGAAAGUGGGCUGCUGGAGAUGGAAGAAGUAGUGGCUGUUCAUGAGCUGCAUAUAUGGGCCAUAACCGUCGGUAAAAUCUUGCUAGCUUGCCAUGUUAAAAUCAGACCCGACGCCGAUGCAGACAUGGUCCUAGACAAGGUUAUUGACUACAUCAAAAGGGUCCAUAACAUCAGCCAUGUUACAAUACAGAUAGAGCGUUAGUUCUUUUUCCAUCAGGUUUUGAGAUUAUGAGGGAAGGAUUUAGUUUAGACUUGGGGGGCAUUAUCAUGUUUCUAGAACUCAAAUUUCUCUAUGACAAUAAUGCUUGCAGAUUCUCUUUAGCAGUAGCAGUUUUUAAGAUUGUUGAUAUUGAGAAUUAGAUAUUUUGCAUGCCAAAUUUUCAAGCUACUAGACAUUGUAAGCCAAUUUUUCGCCAUAUUCCAUAGUUCUUAGCAUUGUAUUGGGUAUUUUGAGUUGAAUUGUUACCUGGUAGUUGAAUCUAAACCAUUGAAAUGAUCCUAAAUGGUUAAGAUCCAAGAAUUUCUGUACUCACAAAAUUACAAGGUUCACUGAAGAAUUGGCCAGUUUGAAAGUUUGAAUCUUUGUUUGUUGCAUCACAAGAGUGCCUUGGUCAUAUAAAAAAUCCAUUGUUACUUCUAAGAAUCAAAAGGGUCCCCAUCACACAGAUUGGCACCUGCAAACUGUGUUUUAGAGUGUGUAUUUUACUGACAAAUUCAAUGUCACAAGCACGUGAGACUGUAACUGUUUCUCAGAAAUUUGUUUUGGUGAUGGUGGCUAUGACAAAAUUUUACACCU
Molecule: messenger RNA, 2182 nt
Organism: Arachis stenosperma
Lineage: Eukaryota; Viridiplantae; Streptophyta; Magnoliopsida; Fabales; Fabaceae
Product: metal tolerance protein 1-like
Exons: 2
Coding region: 296-1588 (430 amino acids)
Biological process (GO): zinc ion transmembrane transport
Cellular component (GO): plasma membrane; vacuole
Molecular function (GO): zinc ion transmembrane transporter activity
Source: RefSeq, a predicted model, not a curated record